This is a messenger RNA of Hyposmocoma kahamanoa, 5130 nucleotides long. RefSeq lists its product as uncharacterized. The record is from RefSeq and is a predicted model, not a curated record. The coding region runs from base 92 to 4930 and encodes 1612 amino acids. Lineage: Eukaryota; Metazoa; Arthropoda; Insecta; Lepidoptera; Cosmopterigidae. The transcript has 2 exons.
GAUCGACCGAGGAGAUAAAUACGAUCAGCGUGCCCGGGCAACGCUUCAGUUGCCGUGCGCUGGCGCAGCCGCUGCGACCGUGAUGUAAACAAUGCGCGCAGUUCUUGCAAUUCUAGUGCUGUGUAGUGAAAACCUUGCGAUACGCGUCCCAGUAAAUUGGGACGGUAACAGUGAUGUGCAAAAUGAAAAUCAACAAACUCAUGAGUUCGAACUGUCGCCGUCACAUUAUGUCGGGAGGAGUAUACACAAAAAAGAAAUCCCGGCAGAGUAUUUCGAGUACACUGCCAAAAAACCUCAAUUUGCUGUCGACAUAGCUCAGUUUCAUGGAGUGCAAAAUCCUCAAAAUUAUUACAAAGCUUACCCAGUGAGACCCUACACGGGAGUCAAAAGACCUCAAUUGGGUCAACAUCAGAUUUCGAACAAAAAUAGACCUGUUUUCGACCAGUUUCAAAAAUUCACACAAUUGAAUGAACCUGAACAAAAUUUUGCUAUUCCAGUUAACUCAAACUAUGAAAUUUUCCAUCCAUACAAAGCAGAGGAACCUAACUUACAAGAAAUAUACAAAGAUCCCGUGUUAUCAAAAAUAAGAAAUGAUAUAAGAGAUAGUCAGACUAGACUACAAAAUUAUGAAGACGAAGCAGGAAAACCUAACAUAGAAGAUGGUGAAUAUUUAGAGAGUCCAGAAAAAACCGAUCGCAAGAAAUUUUCUCACAGAAACGUUCCCACUAAAUUCGAGGUCCAUAAACCACAACGUCGACCAAUAUAUUACAAAGCUCCACCAAAAUAUAGCCGAGAACAUGUUCAAAAUCACAAAUUCAGACAUCCAUGGAAUCAACACAAUGCUAAAAUUAGACCUGCACACUAUCGCCCUUUGAAAAAGCAUUUGCAUAAGUUAAGACAACAUCAUGCAGUGACAUUUGAUGAUGAAAAUAACCAAUAUCCUCAGCUACCUCCAGUCGAAACUUAUUCAGAGCCUAGUGAUGGGUAUGAUAUUUUUGAAAGGGGUAAAGAAAAGUACGUUAAUUUGCGAAACAAUGUAGAUGAAUCUAUUAAUAAUGUAAUCAAAGAAAACAGACCUACCACUUCUCAAAAGUUAGAACUACAAAACAAUGAUGACAGAAUAGAAACACAACACAGUGAUCACGAAGAAGACGAAUUCGUGCCCAUAAAAAACUAUGCACAAGUGAGAAAAACUGAGUCUAUUAAACAUUUGCCUCGAGAGGCAGCUCUUGCAGAUGCAGAAAGUUUAGAUGAAAUAAUAAAUGCACCUCGCUUAAGGGAAGCUAUUAAAAGUACUAAAGCGCAAACAGUGUAUACCGAAGAAGGUUAUGAAGAUGCAGCUUAUGAUCAUGCUGGUGAACAGAAACAUGCUUCUGAGAACGAAAAUCAUGCAGGAUUUCUCAAAGAAAAAGAAAUAAGCGGAGGUAAGUACAAAGCUCCUUCAAUAGCAGCAGCCUAUCAAGACGCUGGUGGACAUGAACACAGAGAUCUUCUUUUACACGGCAAAAAAUGGGAAAAUGAUGAUAAGGAGGAAGAAAAGGAUAAUGAUUCUGAUGACUAUUCAGAAGACGAAAUGGCUGACGAUAUUGAAGAGGAAGUAUAUAAACAAGUAAAUGGUGACAGAAAUAAGAGAGAUUCGUCUGAAAACACGGAAUCAACAAGUGUGCAACAUGAUGUAAUUAAACGCGAAACUACUGAAAAACGAGAUCAAAAAUUACUUCCGAAACCUUUUGAAAAAUUUAAAGUUCCUGAAAUAAAUUUUAAUACAACAUUCUUAACUGGAGAAGACUUAGAGGAAAUCACAAAGCUAAAGUUCGAAGAUAACAAGGAUGACAUAAGAGAGAAAUAUCCGUACUAUUUCAAAAACUUAAAGACAGUGCAUAAAAACUCACCGCUCCGCUACGCCGAAAAUUUAAAGUUGAUACCGAAGAAAUCCGAUGGUGGCACAGAAUUUUACGACUCAAGAUCAAAAUAUGAAUGCCCUGAAGUGGAUGACAAAGUUGACGCACUUCCUGAAAAAUUGAAAAAACAAGGUCAUCCUGACGAAAGUGACGAAAGCAACGAAGACAAGCCGGCAAAGAAAGGUGAGGCUGAUUUUGAUAAUGUGAAAGAUAAUUCUAGACUCAAGGGCUUGGGAGACAAAAUAGACUGUUUCAAAGCAAAGUACUUUGGUGAAAAUCCAUUGGAUAGUCCGUUUUUUAAAGAAGAAAUAAUAUCUAAUCCUGAACCAAUAACUGCACCAACAUUAGAUACGUACAAACUUAAACCAAAAGAACUUUCAACACAAGAAUCACAGUUCAGCAGCAUAUUUAAGGCUUCAGACCAAUUAAAGGAUAAUACUCACUCAGACGUGAUUGCUCUUAUAGAACAGCUUAGAAACGGACAAAAAAUGUUGCAAGAUUCCUUAGUAAAUACCAACCAAGCGUUAAGUAGCUCCUUGAUACCGCAAAAUUUCUCCAUUAUUGCCAACUCUCAAAAUCCAGUAUUACAGCAAGCCGGCGUUUAUUCUGACAUUUUGGGAAAUAUUGAAAAUAGUUUACAAAAGUCUUUACCUAUAAGCACCAAUGCUAACAACAAAAAUAUGAUUGCUAGUAAGUUAUUGGAUGAUAAUUCGUCAAGUCAGAAAAACAUAUCUUACGAUUCUUUUGAAAACAAAGACCACGUAACAAAAGCCACGCCAGUAGUGAGAAAAAAAAGAGCAACUGCUUUUGUAUACGAGCCAUACAAAAUCAUAAGAGACAUUCCAGAGCCAAAUAAAAAAACAACCACUACAAGUAAUGUAAGUCCACUUAUAAAACAAUUACAAUCCAGUAGACUUGUCGAUCGAGUAACAAAUACAGAUGAUAACGAUCAGCCUGUAAAACGAAAUGUUGCUACUCGUGUCUACAAAGACAUUGGCAAGCAAGAUAGAGAAAACUACAGUAAACGAACAAAAUUAGCUGAACCGACCAUUAUUGAUGUUAGUAUAAAUGAACGCCGAGGUGAACCAAGAUAUGAAAUAAUAAAACCAGCAAAUCACAAAUCAAAGUAUACCCCUGUUGAUAAUAAAACAGCUAUAUCAGUUGAAGAUUACGAAGCAAAAACUAAUAAAACUAUAUACUUUAAUAAACAAAAACUAAAAACAAAUGAUGAAAGUACUGUAACACCUCAAAAACAAUCAGAAAAACGGCUAAAAACAAGCAGACCAACAGUUACAACGUACUUUGAUGAUACGUCCUUUAUUUCUAAAGAACGUGAUGUACAAACUCCUUCGGCAUCAAACACUGUUAGAAAGAUCAUAAGCACUUCAACGAGUGCUCCUAAAAUUGAGAAAAACAGGCAUGUUGACCGUAAAAGAGUACAAAAACCUAUUGAGGUUCAAGAAGACUAUGGUGAAUAUGAUGAUGAAGAAGAAGAAAUUAGUGCAACCACAUCACCAAAACCUUACUUUAUAAGACGAAGAUCUAGUUCUACAACUACUACUGCUCAACCUGUAGAAGAAGUCCAAGAACUACCAAAACUAAGGUUAAUAACACGUUUUCGCUCAACUACAGAAAAACCAAAGAAUCAAAAGGCGACAGAAAUUUUACUAGCAACUAAAAAGCAUGAGGGUGAUGAUAUAUCUCCAAAAUAUAGGGAAAAGAAAAGAAAGAGUACAAAGAGUACAUUAGUGACUGAUACAAAAUCAUACGGUGACGGUGAUGAUGACAUGAUGAAAGAUGAAGUCGAUGCUAUGAUAGGUGUGCAACAUGAUAUGAAUGAAUAUACACCUACGUAUGAAAAAGAAAAUAGACGGAAACCAUCAAGAGAACAUGAUGAAGAAGAAGAAGAAAACGAUGAAGACGAUGAAGAUGAUAAUGAUGACGAUGAUGAAUUUGAUGAUGAACGAGAUAUUGACGACGAUGAUGAAGAAGGUGAAGAUGAUGAUGACGAAGAUGAACCUGAACCUAUUGUUACAACUCCCGAACCCAGUAGACGUACUCUUAUUAGAACAACUGAAGCACCGCCUGCUACAACAGAAGCACGUAGUGCUAAACUAGAAUUAAAGCCAAAAGUAACUAAAAAAACCAUUGAAAUACACAGAGAACUACCUAUAAAUAAUUCAUCACCUCAUGUAACACAGUUCAAACAAGACAUUAAAGAAGUAGAAAUAAUCAAGGAAACACCAUCGAAGCCACUUAUAAAAGCACCUCAGAAAAAACCCCUGAAGAAUGUUGAGGCACUGGAUCUGUACAAGGAUGAAAAUUUAGCAAAAGAAGUAAAUAAGCUGGGUGCUGUAGAAAUUUUCAAGGCAAAUUUGGAUCUUAGAGGUGGGCCAAAGCAUGGUGGAAAUUAUAGAAGAGCUUCACUAGCUGAAUUAAACCAAGGAGUUAUUCCGACAUCAAAACCACUUUUGCACGACUUUGAUGUUCCCAAAGACGCGGAAACGUCUCAAAGUGUAACAAACAAAAAAGUUGAGUUAAGAACGGCUCGCAGAGGCAAUAAUCGUUCGAGAAAAGAAGAAAUAAAUGCGAAACUAGAAUUACAAGAACCAACAGAACGAUCGUCUACACGAUUCAUGCAUGGAGGAAACCUAAAACCUCUUACAGAGCGAGGUGGACGCGGUGGGGGCGGCAAAAGCGCAAAAUUAAUAGAAUUGGAUGAAAAUAAUGAUGACGAUGAUGAUUCUCCAAGUUCCAUGCACGGUGGAAAUUUCAAGUCCUAUAGUAGUUCCCAAAGUAGCAGUGGUCGGCCCAGGCAUGGAGGAAACUACAGAAGUGCGAAAAUUGUCCAAGCUGCUAACAAUGAUGAUGGUUCUUUCAAACGAGACGAAACCACAUCAACAACGAAUGCUAGAAAUAAAGCAGCAGUAUUAUUGAACAGCUUUGCGCAAGCUGUACCAAUUUUGACCACAACACCUGCCUAUAUCUUAGAUCCUAGUAAAAGAAUGUACUAUUACGUCGAACCCUGACCUGUCGUAAUAAAUUAGUUACGUUGGCUAUAUUUAAUUAAUAGUAGUUAAUUUGCAAAUUGAUUGUUGAUUAUAAUUGGAAGUAAGUGUGAGGCUGUAACAUCGAGUAUAUAAACAGAAAUAGAGACGAAAUGUCAUUUAAUUUGUUUGAAAACUAUUCUGCCAUAUCAUUACUGUGACAACUGCGCUCCGAUUGGCUA